CACCCAGCACCAUAAGCCAGAGGGUGCUCCCCGGUAAGGAGGGAAAAGGUGUGUUCACAGCCACUCAGUCAGAGAGAGUGACACAAGCCCUAUUAGGAAAUCCCUGGAGGACAAGGAUAUAAAUCCCUGCCUGGACUGCUGAGUUUCCACUGAAGGUAAAAGUUGGGCCUGGCAGCCUUCCCCAGGCGAGAAGCAACAAAGUCAAAGAAUGCAGGGCUGCAGGUGAUGCUGCUGGUCAUGGAUGACACUUUGAAUAGCAAGGCUUCAAAACAUUUGGGACAAGGUUUUCUUACUUGGGAGCAAGGAAGAAGUGAAAGCAAAGCUGUGGAUAGUUCCUGAAUUUUCUAGAGCUAAUAUUCAUCAGAAUGUUUUUUUAAAUGUCUGUGAUUAGGGGGUGCUGAACCUGAGAUCACCUCCCGUGUCCUUCAGAAGUUGCUGGAAACAAUGCUCGUCUUGUACGUGUUGAUAAUCGGUGUUUAUUCCUUCACCGAUCAGCCUGAGGAACACACAGUGGCUGCAGGAAACUGCCAGUUUCUUGGCAAGCAUUUCAAAACUGACUUCAAAGUGGAAGGGGAGCCUGUGGUCCUGAAGUGCCCCCAGGUGCAGUAUUGGUUGUGGGAGUCUGUCAGCCCCCACGUCAACGUGACAUGGCAUAAAAAUGAUUCUGCUAGAACGAUUCCAGGGGAAGAAGAGACACGAAUGUGGGUCCAGGAUGGUGCUCUCUGGAUCUUGCCAGCCUUGCAAGAGGACUCUGGCACCUACCUCUGCACUGUCAGAAACACGUCUUACUGUGAUGAAAUGUCCACUGAGCUCAGGGUUUUUGAGAAGACAGAAGCUUCCCUGCCUUUCAUAUCAUACCCGCAAAUUCUUACGUUGUCAACCUCUGGGUCCUUAGUUUGCCCUGAGCUGAGUGAAUUCAUCCGUAACAAAAUGGACAUGAAGAUUCAGUGGUACAAGGAUUCUGUCCUUUUGGAUCAAGACAAUGAGAAGUUUCUAAGUGUGAGGGGAACCUCUCGCUUACUCAUACAUAAUGUGUCUGUGGAGGAUGCGGGUUAUUACAGCUGUGCCAUGACAUUCGCCCACGAAGGCAUGCAGUACAACGUGACUAGGAAUAUUGAACUACGUGUCAACAAAAAAGAAGAGGAGACAAUUCCUGUGAUUAUCUCCCCCCACCAGACCAUCUUAGCUUCACUGGGGUCAAGAUUGACAAUCCCAUGUAAGGUGUUUCUGGGAGCUGGCACACAUUCGACCACCAUGCUGUGGUGGAUGGCCAACACCACCAGCAUAGAGAGCGCAUACCAGGGAGGCCGUGUGACCGAGGGGCAGCGCCAGGAAUACUCGGAAAAUAACGAGAACUACAUUGAAGUGCCACUGAUUUUUGAUCCAGUCAUAAGAGAGGAUUUGAACACGGAUUUUAAAUGCGUUGUGCGCAACACACUGAGUACUCAGAUGCUACGUACCACGGUCAAAGAAGCUGCCACAUUCUCCUGGGGGAUUGCGCUGGCCCCCCUCUCCCUGGUCUUCUUGGUUUUGGUGGGAAUAUGGAUGCACAGACGGUAUAAACACAGAACUGGAAAAACAUAUGGUUUGACCACGUUAAAGACUGGCCCUUAAGAUUUUCAAUCUUACACGAGUGAAAUAAAGGCAAUAAAACAAUUCAAAUCCAAGCGAUAUCCUUUUUCAUGGAAGUGGCUUGACCUUUUCGAAGAUAGUGCUCUUCCUCAGUUUAACAGAGCUGCUGUGUUUAUGGUGAAGCCCUAAAGAAAGAAUGUGAUGUUUAUCCUGAAGCUGAAUGACAGGAGGAAGUGUGCAUGUGGGCGGGUGAGUAGCUCCCUGCCACUUGUGACCUGUUUAAAAGAGUGAGGUGCCCCCAGG
Messenger RNA from Puma concolor (puma), 1875 nucleotides. The record is from RefSeq and is a predicted model, not a curated record. NCBI's taxonomy places the organism in Eukaryota, Metazoa, Chordata, Mammalia, Carnivora, Felidae.